Molecule: messenger RNA, 2185 nt
Organism: Priapulus caudatus
Lineage: Eukaryota; Metazoa; Priapulida; Priapulimorpha; Priapulimorphida; Priapulidae
Product: radial spoke head protein 4 homolog A-like
Exons: 12
Coding region: 74-1606 (510 amino acids)
Biological process (GO): cilium assembly; axoneme assembly; cilium movement involved in cell motility
Cellular component (GO): radial spoke; axoneme
Source: RefSeq, a predicted model, not a curated record
CACAGACGCUAACGUUCGGGAGAUACAAUAUCCGUAAAAUGUCCAUAAAAUUAGUCUAAGUCAGCAAAGGAACAUGUCAGGUCAAGUGCAGGAAGAAGAUUUUGUAAAUGCUAAAGCAUAUUUGUUACAGUCAAACCUAUAUGAUCAUCUGUGUAAAGUACUAACAAAAGUUCUCGACGAGAGGCCGAAAAAUGCUGGUGACAGUUUUGAGGAUAUAAGCAAGGAUGUAAAGAAAACUGCUUUUAAUCCAGAAAGUGACGUUUUACAAGACAAAAAUGAGGACUCUACAGAGGUUGAAAUAGCUGAAACGCAUAAAAAACUUUUCACUAAACCAGAUGAGCUCGAAUUGCAUGAUGGACAUGAUGAUGAGCUGGGAGCUCCACUCGGCAACCUUAUGGAGUCUGCAUUCAUGUUUGAGCAAGCUGGUAUUGGCUUCAGCAGAGAGGAAACGUACAGAAUAUUUCUGGCCCUCAAGCAGCUGCUUGAAACACAGCCCAUUCAGCAUAUCAGGUUCUGGGGCAAGAUUUUAGGAGUGCAGCAGAGUUAUAUUGUGGCUGAAGCAGAACCAAGGGAUGGAGAAGACAUUGAGCCAAUAGAGAAAGAUGAUGUUGAGGAAGGCAAUGGUGAACGUGAUUCAGAUGCUGGAGGCGAUGAUCAGGAUGACGAUGCUAUUCCAAAGCCAGACUACAACCCAUCCCCUGUUAUCCCACGUGAGGAGAAUGGUGUUGGGUGCAACAAAAAGAUCUAUUUUGUCUGCACAGAACCUGGUAUGCCAUGGACCAGACUCCCUCCUGUCACUCCAGCCCAAAUGGUGGCUGCACGAAUGAUUAGAAAGCUAUUCACAGGACACCUAGAUGCCCCGGUAAACAGCUAUCCUGUAUUUCCUGGCAAUGAAGCAAACUAUUUGAGAGCACAGAUAGCUCGCAUUAGUGCUGCCACACAGAUUUCUCCUCUUGGUUUCUAUCACUUUGAUGAAGAAGAAGAAGAGCAAGAAGAAACGGAUGCACGUGAUACUUAUGUUGAGAACUUGGAGUUUGAACCAAUCCCUGUUAAGGACUUGGCUGAUAGCAACAUGGCUAACUGGGUUCACCAUGUCCAGCACAUACUGCCACAGGGUCGCUGUAAAUGGUACAACCCAUUCAAGAAGGAUAGUGAAGAACUGGAUGAGGAGAAUUUUGAUGAUGAGGCAGAAGAGACAGAUGCUCCCAUUCCAGAAGCAGGACCACCUCUUCUCACCCCACUCGCUGAAGAUGCUGAAAUUGCUCAUAUUGCACCAUGGAGCACACAACUUUCUUCGAACUACUUCCCACAGUUUGCAUUGGCUGUGGUGAGAUCAAACCUUUGGCCUGGGGCUGCAACAGUUGCAGCUGGAAGAAAAUUUGAAAACAUCUAUAUUGGAGUUGGUCACAAGUACAGCCUGUACAACUACAGCCCACCAGCAAUGCCACCUGUGGGGCAGGAGCAUCCUAUGAUGGAAGAACUUACUGAGAUAGAAGACCCAUCCGUGGAAGAGGAAGCUGCAUUUAAGGCUGCCCAGCAAGAAGCAGAGGAGCGAGCUGAGGAGGAGGCCGAGGCUGAAGAGGAUGGGGAUGAAGAUGAAAACUGAAAAUGAAGAUAUAUAUCAUAAUUAAACUGUGUAUAAAUAUAUCAGAGAUAUAUGAGUUCACAUUAUUAAUACAAGUUUCCAGAGACUACAUACAAUUAUAUAACCAUUACAUUUUAAAUACUGUUAUACACAUGCUUCAAUUGCAUCUCUUCCACACAUUUCUUAUAUCUGGAUGGGGUGGGUGAGUGGUUUUUGUAUGGCACAUUUAUGAUAGUAUAUUACUACAGCUGGUUGUCUGUAUCUGAUCUGAUUUUAAAAUUCUCAAGUAUAGUUAGUAUACCCAGGUUUACAACGAUCGACGAUCUAAUUUAUUACCGUUGGUUCAUCAAUAAAAGUAUAGUCUGCUCUCUAUUUGAUGUAUUGACUAUUGAGUAUUGUGUCUAAUAAAAUGCAAAAAAUGUAGAUACUAAAAUACCGUAACUUACGGAGUAUACUCUAUACUUGCAAUAUCAUGGUAAUAUACAUCAUUACAUGCACGUGUGUUCAGGUUUGCAAUGUUGUUCAGGGCGUUUAGUAUAUAGAAUCAUAGAUACAGUGUGGUAUUCAGAUGUGGGUGGUUAAGAUUAGAAGCAUUACUUC